Westerdykella ornata is the source of this 1346-nucleotide messenger RNA. Its product is annotated as transport protein-like protein sec22. Gene Ontology annotation, cellular component: ER to Golgi transport vesicle membrane; Golgi membrane; endoplasmic reticulum membrane. The transcript has 3 exons. Lineage: Eukaryota; Fungi; Ascomycota; Dothideomycetes; Pleosporales; Sporormiaceae. The record is from RefSeq and is a predicted model, not a curated record. Gene Ontology annotation, molecular function: SNAP receptor activity. Bases 454 to 1101 code for a protein of 215 amino acids. Gene Ontology annotation, biological process: retrograde vesicle-mediated transport, Golgi to endoplasmic reticulum; vesicle fusion with Golgi apparatus; endoplasmic reticulum to Golgi vesicle-mediated transport.
ACUGAUUGCUUGGGAAAACGAACUCACCGUACGGGGAGCGACAUGGUGGGAUGUCGCAAACUGUGUGACUGUACUAUGUGAUAUCUGCAAGUCACGAAUACCUCUGGAGGAGCCCAAUUUUGUAUGCAGGUCAGAAUCCUGUUCUCCUCUCAUCCGCCGUCCAACAUCUCUGGCAGGUCUCUUCGCAAUGGUUCCGCGGGCAGAGAGUGUAUCAUGACGGAGUGGUGGUGGUCUGUCGUCAAGAGGUCCAAGGGUCCAAGCUCUUUGAGGUUGCUCUGCCCACCACCACCAUCAUCAUUCCCGAACACGUAGCCUCUCCACACCACAACCUUAGAACUACUACUUGCCUCUGGCGCCUAGCUCUCAGUCUUGCUACAGAAUUGACUCUCGACCUCCCACGGCACAAGCUUAACCGCACGAUCCCCCGACGGCUGUUCCUCACACGAAGCGCCAAUGAUUCGGCACACGCUGAUUGCCCGCUUGGAUGGCUUGAUCCUGGCUGCGUCCGUCGACGACGGAGAGGAGAGCGCCGAGUUCAAUGAAGUCAAGAGCAAGAUAAAGCUGGUGCUACGGCGCCUCAACCGCAAUUCGGAGCCCCAAGCCAGCAUUGAGAGCGGCUCCUACACCUACCACUACAUCAUUCAUGACGAACUAUGCUUUAUCUGCAUAUGCGACCGCUCCUACCCCCGGAAACUCGCCUUCACAUACCUCUCGGAUCUCUCCUCAGAGUUCACCACGACCUACAACCAGUCACAAUACCUUUCGCCGUCAUGUCGGCCGUACGCCUUUGUCGAGUUCGACACCUUCAUACAACGCACGAAGAAGACGUACCAGGACUCCCGUGCCACGCAGAAUCUGGACAAGCUCAACGAUGAGCUGAAGGAUGUGACCAAGGUGAUGACCAAGAACAUAGAAGACCUGUUAUAUCGCGGUGACAGCUUGGAGCGCAUGGGAGAUAUCUCGAGUAGGCUUCGUGAAGACAGCAGGAAAUACAAAAAGGCCGCAGUCCGGAUCAACUGGGAGCUAUUGAUGAAACAGUACGGCCCACUUGGAGCCCUGGCCUUCAUCAUGAUUGUUUUCAUAUGGUGGCGGUUUUUCUAGGCGUCUUCUGGAUUUGUGAGCCGCUCAUUGCAUGCUUAACAUGGAGUAUGCCCUUCUCCUCCCAAAGGUGUCACAAACCUGACGUUGUGGGUUGCAUAACGUGUACAGUAUGAUUAUCAAUAAUACCCCUUCUCAUUCGCCUGACUUGGCCCCCUUGCUUACUGUGUGCUACCCAUGCUGGUCUACUGAUAGAUUAAUCAGCAUAAUCUCGAUGCUAUGUCCUGAGCCUCCAACUUCCACGUCUU